Messenger RNA from Ictidomys tridecemlineatus (thirteen-lined ground squirrel), 1459 nucleotides. RefSeq names its product G protein-coupled receptor 135 (gene Gpr135). Gene Ontology annotation, biological process: G protein-coupled receptor signaling pathway. The record is from RefSeq and is a predicted model, not a curated record. Gene Ontology annotation, molecular function: G protein-coupled receptor activity. Gene Ontology annotation, cellular component: membrane. Lineage: Eukaryota; Metazoa; Chordata; Mammalia; Rodentia; Sciuridae.
GGGGCAGCGGUGGCAGCUCAGGCGCUCGUCCUGCUGCUCAUCUUCCUGCUAUCUAGCCUGGGCAACUGCGCGGUGAUGGGGGUGAUCGUGAAGCACCGGCAGCUUCGCACCGUCACCAAUGCCUUCAUUUUGUCGCUGUCCCUGUCGGAUCUGCUCACGGCGCUCCUCUGCUUGCCUGCUGCCUUCCUGGACCUCUUCAUUCCCCACGGAGGUUCUGCGCCCGAAGUCGCCGCGGGGCCUUGGCGCGGCUUCUGCGCAGCGAGUCGCUUCUUCAGCUCGUGUUUCGGCAUCGUGUCCACUUUCAGCGUGGCGCUCAUUUCGCUGGACCGCUACUGCGCCAUCGUGCGGCCGCCCCGGGAGAAGAUCGGCCGGCGCCGCGCCCUGCAGCUCCUGGCGGGCGCUUGGCUGGUGGCUCUAGGCUUUUCCUUGCCCUGGGAACUGUUUGGGGGAUCCCGGGAGCCCUCCUCAGUGCAGAGCUUCCAUGGCUGCCUUUACCGGACCUCUCCAGACCCCGCGCAGCUGGGCGCGGCCUACAGCGUGGGGCUGGUGGUGGCCUGCUACUUGCUGCCCUUCCUGCUCAUGUGCUUCUGCCACUAUCACAUCUGCAAGGCCGUUCGCCUGUCGGAUGUGCGCGUGCGGCCAAUGACCACCUACGCGCGUGUGCUGCGUUUCUUCAGCGAGGUGCGCACUGCCACCACCGUGCUCAUCAUGAUUGUUUUCGUCAUCUGCUGCUGGGGCCCCUACUGCUUCCUGGUGCUGCUGGCCGCGACCCGGCAAGCCCAGGCCACGCAGGCCCCUUCUCUCCUCAACGUGGUGGCUGUCUGGUUAACCUGGGCCAAUGGGGCUAUCAACCCUGUCAUCUAUGCCAUUCGCAACCCCAACAUUUCCAUGCUCCUAGGGCGCAACCGCGAGGAGGGAUACCGGACUAGAAAUGUGGACGCUUUCCUACCCAGCCAGGGCCAGGGUCUGCAGGCCAGAAGCCGUAAUCGCCUUCGAAACCGCCUAGGGGCUUGCAGCAGGAUGUCCUCCUCCAACACCGCCAGUGGGGCCGGAGGUGAUGUGGCCAUGUGGGCCCGCAAAAACCCAGUUGUGCUUUUCUGCAGAGAGGGACCACCAGAACCUGUGACAGCAAUAGCCAAACAGCCUAAAACUGAAGCCGGAGAUACUAGCCUCUAAAAAGGGCUGGGAUGGACAGCUUUUGAAGGCGAACUUCCACCCCUUCAUUUAAUGAUACAAGAUUCCAGGGAGAAUCAUGGAUUUCAUAAAGCCAAACAUUUAAAACUAAAGAGAGGGGGCGGGUUGCCACUUUCCCCCAAACAACAUAAAAACAAUGUCCCCUUCUUCAGAAAGUGCCAAAAGGAAUGUAAAAUGCAAAAAUUAAAACAAUCUUAAGCCACACAACCAAGCAUUGUGAACUUAAGUGCCAAAAGAAAAAAAUGACCCAAAUAAAAUUCACAAU